Messenger RNA from Magallana angulata, 6583 nucleotides. RefSeq names its product zinc finger CCHC domain-containing protein 2-like. The coding region runs from base 179 to 2884 and encodes 901 amino acids. Gene Ontology annotation, molecular function: phosphatidylinositol binding; zinc ion binding; nucleic acid binding. The transcript is spliced from 14 exons. The record is from RefSeq and is a predicted model, not a curated record. NCBI's taxonomy places the organism in Eukaryota, Metazoa, Mollusca, Bivalvia, Ostreida, Ostreidae.
CUGAGUAUGAGUUACGGACUUGUAAACUAUAAGGAUUCUGAUUGGCUACUAUAGAAAUGCCCGGAUGGCUCCAUAUCCAUGUUUUUAGGAAAGUGAAGUGCAAUGGAGAAUGUUUCUAGGUCCUGAUAUUGAUUGACGAUUGCAUUUUUCCGAAGGGAAAAGUGUACCUUUUUCUAAUAUGAUUGGUAAAGACCUUGAUGAGCUAUGUUACGAAUUUGGGACAUUGAGCCCUCACCAAAGAAUCGACGUUCUAAGUGGAUUGCUUGAAAUGUGUUUAGGCCCUGAGCUUCGAUUUAUCGGGUCUGUGGUCGUCGAUUUGUGUAAAAAAGAUUAUAUUUAUCUCAGGGAACAGGAAAAUAAAGCGAAUAAACCAGAAGAACUAACAUCUUUAAAACAGAAUCCGACAGACAUAAAAAAUUUACAACAAACUAUGGCGUUGAACUUGGCCUUGUUGCAUACUGACAACACUCACUGUGCGAGUAUUGUUUUCGAUAUCUUGGAAAAUAAUAUGAAACAAGCCUUCUCGAUAACGACGGCUACCGAAAAAGAAAGUGUGGAUAUAAUACUGUUAGUGCUGACGAUGGCAAUGAGACAUCCAGCCUUCACGUUUUACCAACGAACUGAACUGUAUAAAUAUUACAUGUGUGUUAAGAAGCAGUUGGAGAGUGUUUUGUGCAAGGUUGAUAGUGAAACGCGCCAAGAGAUGCACACAGAACCAAGGUUUAACCAGGAAGCAGAACAUAUAUGUAACCUAGAUGUGGUAAAAGCAGAAAGAAAGCGGGAGUAUAAAAUACAGGUCACAUGGCAAAACAACAUGAAAACAGAGGUGCUUAAAACCUAUCAGGAUUUUAAGGAAUUUCAUUCAAAGCUUGUGAAGCAGUUUCCAGAAGAAGCCGAUUUACCAAGACAGGAUAGGAAGCUGCCGUUUUUCUCAGGAAACCCAGGUACAAAUGUCACAAAAGAAGAUGAGCAGACCAUAGCUCAAUACACCAAACAUCUUCUGCAAAUGCCAAAGCCAAUUCUGGAUAGUGAACUUGUAGUCAAUUUCUUCAGAGGAGAGAAUAAUGCUAACAAGUCUUUAAAUGCAAAGUCAUCUACCCCAGUGAAUGCUACUACCGUCUCAAAAGAAGCUGACACUGUGAUAGGGUAUCCACCAGUCCAAGUUGUGAACAGCCCCAACCCAGCUGAUGUAGAACCCCAGCCCAUGCAAUCUUUGGCUCCCUUUCCAGCCAGUUGUAUUGUAACUCAAAGACUUCCUCCUUUCGUGUCUCCCAGUCAUUCCCCUCAGUCUGUCAACUUAAUGUCUCCCAGCAGCCGCUCAAACACCCCGGAGGAACAAGAAGGCACCAAUCAGAUCAAACAGGCCAAUGUCAAUCAGAACUGUAUAGAGAAAGCCCCACCCAUAAAACAUUCGAGCAUGGAUGAAAAUGGUUCUUUGGCUCUAACUCAAGAACAGGCAGCUAAUGUGCGGUUAGGACUUGCAUUAAAAAGAGACAAACAUAGCAACGGUUUGAUAGACAGUUAUCAGCAGAUACCACAGAUCUGGAAUCCACAAAUGAUACAGCCACCAUUCCAAACAAUGCCCCACCCCCCAGUGCAAGUAUUACAACCCCACCUACCAGCCAGCCAGACCUCGACGCGAGACAGCUCUCCCUCGGGCUCCGACUACUCUAGCCCGCUGCAGAGUCCUUCACUCAGAAAGAAAACUGUGAUCGCUAAAGAGACGGACAGUUCCUCAGAGGAAAACGAGAAAGAAAAGACCCACCAGAAUGGUUCACCACAUUUACGUCGACUUCACAAGACAAUGUCAGGGGAUGGAUAUUGUCAGGAAGGGUAUGAAGUAGGAGGCCUGGUCGCUUUGCCAGGAGGAUAUCAGUCCGACCCUUCCACGGGAUAUUACCCUGUGAUAAACCCCCAACGCCCAUUAAAGGCACAACCAGCACACACAAGCAAAGCAAUCCCACCCAACAGCAUCAUUAAUAUGCCUGGAGACAGUCUUGGUUAUGGAAAAAGGACCCAAGUUGCUAGCAUCCCAAUAGGAAUGGCUCCAUCGAUUCCACGGUCCGAUGCUUCCACAAUGACCUCUUCAUCUAAUGUGACCUCAGUGACCACCCAUUUGGACAACAGCGGGAAAUCCCGCAUCCAGUAUCCGUACGCAAUACGUCCCGUGAGUGGACACCGGACGUUUGUGUGCUCAGUGACUAAUUCCACCUCUGUGACCAUGUCAAAUAGCAACAGCAUCACUUCCUCACCCUCCGUCAACGGCUUAAAGCCCCAGAUGACUCACUCUCUUUCUGAGACCUCCAUCUCCAACGUCCACUCUCAGGAGCAGGCCCCGCAUCCCUCAAUGGGUCAGCCACAGACCAUCCCCACCUCCACCCCCAAUAUGCAGCACCUGUCAUCACCGGCACACUCGACAUGCUCGAGUUGUGGAUGUACAGGGAACUCAGGAACUUCUGCAUCAUAUCCCUUACACUUCAUACCUAGUCAGAUGUUUCAUAGCCAGCAAUUAUUUCCAUGGACAACCGCUAUGACACAUUCGACCAAUGGACUUAUUCACCAUCCGUUCAUACCCCCAUAUCACUAUCAGCCCUUCCAAAACUUGAAUGGUGUAGCUCAUCAGGAGUACCUGUUGAACAAUCAUCAUCAUAACUUUGUUCACACUCAUGGUAUUCCUCUAGCAGGCCCCACUGGAAAUGCUCCAGGACCAAUCAUGAACCAGGGCCUGCAGAGAAGUAAUAGUAUUAAGGAACACAAGGAAAAACCAAGGGUAGUCUCCUGCUACAAUUGUGGAUCUCAUGAUCAUUUAGGCCAUGACUGUAGUGAAAACUCAAUGGAAUCUAUUCUAGGUCAUUAUCACUUGAACUAUGAACCGAAAGAGUGACGAGCAAUGAUAUAUUAAAGCAAAAAUAUAACUCAUGUUUACAACGGGAGUGUCCAUAGUGCAGCCUCUUAAAGGGCAGUGGAGUGUGGCAGUGUUGUUCCGCUUCACUGAACUUGCCAGUCAUUUCUCUGAUGUUUAGGAUGGCACGAACUGUCUCUUGUACAACAUACCAGAGAGGAUAGAUACAAAUAACCACCCAUUGCUCUUCUAUAAAAAGAAAAAAAAACAGAGCAUAGCAGACCUUCUGCAUCUUGGAGAUAGUGGAAGCAGCUGUUGGUGAAAGAAUGGCAGAUGGACAGCUAGACACAGGUGGCAAUGCCAUCUGAUCUUUGACGUUGUGGUUCAUUUUUUUUUUUUUUUUUUUUUGACACGACUUAUGUCAUUAAACUAAAAAUUAUAUCUGUGCCCUUGAUGAAUAUAUUAUUUUUAAUGGAAAUACUUUUGUACAUUAUAGGUCAAAUGUUUUCCCCAACAGACAAUACUUGUAUCAGUGUUGGGUUGUAGAGUCUUUUAAAUAUGUUUAACUCAUUUACUACCAUUGUCUUAAUUCAGUUACAAGACCCUUUUAUGUGGCCCCCCCUCCCAAAAAUCAAUGAUUGGUUCAUGGUAUGCAUUUUUGUCCCAUUAUCUACACUUGGAUAUUUUUAACUUGAAUACCAUAUUGCAUAGUCAUUUCUUAUCGCUUGGCUUUAAGGUCAAAAUAAAGUUUAGGUUCUUGGUCAUUUUUAGAAUUCAAGGUCAAAGGAUCUUAAUAGUUAGUAACAGUGACGAGCCAUGUGGCCAAGCUGAGGGAGGUAUUGGCUCUACCUGCUAAUUACAAAACCAAACCUAGAUUGAAGUUUAAAUUUCUUUUUAUUGAGGGACCUUGCAAUGAAAUGUAUAUUAUUUGGGAUAGGUCAAUGAAUUACACAAUAUUUCAAUGAUAUUUUUUUCAUACGUCAUGAUAUAUUAAAAAAUGGCUGUUGUAUGGUAAUUCAGAAAAAUGUGGUAAAUUUAAGGAAAAGGUAUUGUAUGGAUUUAGACACAAUUUUUUUUUUUUUUUUAUAAAAUAAGAGUUCAUUGAUAUCAUUUAUGCAGCUAUUUGUAUUCGAAAUUUCUCUUGUGUGAUCUCAAGGAAGUGGUUCUCAUCAGAAAAUUUCAUCCCAGCUGUCCACCAUCUCCAGAUAGAAUCAUGUGCUGAUAGAUUCAUGGACUUGCACACCACUUGGAGACUGGUAUAUGUUAAGAUGCAUGAAGUAUCUAUUUUUGAUAUCUUGUAAAAUACACAUUGAUAGAGAGAGAGGACAUAAGAACUUGCUCGAGUUUCUCAAAAUGCAUACAUUUUCUGUAAAUAAUUUUAUGUCAUGUUGAUUCAUAUAAACCAUUGUAUUAAACGGGAUUUUUUUUUUAAAUUCAAUAUUGUAUAAGCAUUGAGAUUUUCUACAUGAUUAUAACAUGUUUGUACCAUAUAAGAUUUGAUAGUCAUGCUUACUUUAUUGUGCUUCUGAAUGCAUUUACAUAUGAUUUUUAUGUUGGUGUUGAUUUUGUACGAUUUGGAAGUUAUUUCUGAAUUUUCAUUCUGACUAAAUGAUUUUUUUUAAUUUUUUGCUCAAUAUUUGAUCAUUACAUUGAACCAGGGCUAUAUAAACAUUACUCAUUUUUUGGGAUUCUGUUAAUAAUGGUAGGUAGUAGAACUUUCCAAAAGUAAAAUCACAGUAGACUGUAAUAUGUAAAAUUAAUAGCUGUAUUUUUCUUGCAAAACUUUAAUUUUAUAUAAAUUUUAUCCAUAUAAAUACAAUGUAUAUAUUUAAGAAAAAAAAACCCAAACAUCUACCGGUAUAUGAAUUCAAGAUCAGGGUAAAUAAUGAAAUAUACUGUAAACCAAUUUUUAUUCGUGGCGACUUUAUUUCGCAAUCAACUGUCAAUAAACUGGUUCGCGACCAAGCCUUAUCUAAACCUGUAUUGUUAUAAAAACUAUAGACAAAGGAUUGGUUCACAGCGAGAAAUAUUCGUGACGACAAGGCUCUCGCUAACCACGCAAAAAAUUUCUCGCAUGCGAAUAAAAGUUGGUUUACAGUAUCUGUAGAACAAAAUAUAAGUGAAGGGAAGUGCAAACUGCUUUGAAAGCUUUGCCCAAUAUUUUUGUCUACUGUAAGAAUUUUAAGAAAGGUUUAAUUAACAUUUAUUUGACAAAUGUGAAUUUUUGUUUGUAGUUUGACCUAAUUUUUGUUGGUAAGAGAGUAUAGAACAACUUAAAUACAGUUUGAAUGGAUGUGUGUGUGUAUGUAUGUGUGUGUUUGCAUUUGUUUGUUGUUAUGAUUACCACUUGUUUUACUUGUGAUAUGUUGCCAUGGGUUACAUGUUAUUUAUGGUGCUGUUCAGAUUUGCACAAACUUUGUUACUUGAGCUGUGCCUGAUUGGGAAGAAAGAAACGGAGCAAUGACACCCUCUAAUUCUUACCUCGGGCAAGUGUUGGCCUUUCGAAAGGCACGUGUACUUUUUGAGUUUUAGGGGCUGCAAGUCAGGUGGCAUUUUACGUUGUCCUUAUUUAUUGUACAAUAUUUUAUUUUGAUCUUGUGAUCUCAUUUUAUAGGCCAUCUUGUUUCAUUAUUUGCAUGAAUGAUGCUCUUUUUUUCUGUCACUAUAGUACAUUUUAAUUAUUCCAUGUUUAAAGAUUUAAAAAAUUAACUUGCGUUAACAAUGAAAAGACGGCAGAUACCCUCACAGUAGAAAUGUGCGAGAAAGACAUGAGAUCCUGUGUUACCUGUUUUGCUGCUAUAGGUAGAAUUGUGUAAUGCUAUUAUUAUAGUGCUAUGUGUUUCAUUGAAGAAAUGGCAGACUACAUCUCCCUGCUGUCGAUUGGAACAUCAUCCGAGUGCAUAGAGUUCGAAUUAAUUCUGCAGCACAUCAUCUUUAUGUUUUAUUGCUUAUAUUUAUCAUUGUUUUAUAAUGCCAAACAGAAGUGUUUUACACCUUAGGUUGAGCCAACAAACAAGGGGUUGUGUAAAUAUUCAUUUUGACGAAAGUAUCACUCGGAUUGUGUUAUGUAAUGGUGCAAAUAAUUCCUUGAUUCAUCAGUGAACCAUUUAUACAUGUAUUUAUAACUUGCAAGGUUACUUCAUAUUUGGUGUCAAAGAAUUUUGAGAAAGUCAUUUUUAUGCUCUAAAAAUAUUUUCAUGCAUUGUUAUUUUCUUGCUAAUCUUUAUUUUUAAAUUUGGAGCAAGUUCUGCCAGAUAAGUCUUAUUUUUUUUUUUGCAGAGUUAGCCUUUACUUGUGAAUUAAUACUUGUGCCAUUUCAAUACCUAAGCAGUUUAAUGAAUAUGUAAACUAUAUGGUUAGUAAAAAAAAUAGAAUUUUGUAUUAAGACAAAAUUUGAAAUGAAUUAUGUGUCCAUUUGAUUAAGAAAUGUGGAGUCCCAUUGCCCUAUUAUAGAUUGAGAAUGUAUAUGUAUUUAAAUAUGUAAUGGGAAUGGGUUUACGUCUGUUGUACAUGUAUAACCAAAUUAUACGCAACUUUCAAGACACAUUACUUUCAGUGGAAAUGGAUAUAGUGCAGAAAAACAGCAGAACAUCAGCCCCAGCCCCCAAUUCCUAUUUCAUCUUUUUUAAUGUCAUUGUUACAUGCAGAUUUUUCUUUUAAUGCAUUCAUGUUAAUAUUAAAUACUGAUGAAAAAAAAAAUAGGAAAAAAUGAAUAUGUUAAUAAAAAUCAUUAAAAUUGGA